Messenger RNA from Neofelis nebulosa (Clouded leopard), 2090 nucleotides. It is a transcript of the gene ASS1, whose product is annotated as argininosuccinate synthase 1. Gene Ontology annotation, cellular component: cytoplasm. NCBI's taxonomy places the organism in Eukaryota, Metazoa, Chordata, Mammalia, Carnivora, Felidae. Gene Ontology annotation, molecular function: argininosuccinate synthase activity; ATP binding. The transcript has 16 exons. Gene Ontology annotation, biological process: urea cycle; L-arginine biosynthetic process. The record is from RefSeq and is a predicted model, not a curated record. Bases 137 to 1366 code for a protein of 409 amino acids.
UGUUUAUAACCCGGGAUGCGCCACGCAGCCGGCCCUGCUCCACCGCCCGCCACCGCCGCCCGGGCCACGAGUGGUUCGCCGAGCCGGGAAGUCGGGUUCCAGAAGCCGGGAAGCCGCACGUCCCAUCCAAGACGAGAUGUCCAGCAAAGGCUCCGUGGUUCUGGCCUACAGUGGCGGCCUGGACACCUCCUGCAUUCUCGUGUGGCUGAAGGAACAAGGCUAUGACGUCAUCGCCUACCUGGCCAACAUCGGCCAGAAGGAAGACUUUGAAGAAGCCAGGAAGAAGGCGCUGAAGCUCGGGGCCAAAAAGGUGUUCAUCGAGGACGUCAGCAAGGAGUUUGUGGAGGAGUUCAUCUGGCCGGCCAUCCAGUCGAGCGCGCUGUACGAGGACCGCUACCUCCUGGGCACCUCCCUCGCCAGGCCCUGCAUUGCCCGGAAACAAGUGGAGAUCGCCCAGCGGGAGGGAGCCAAGUAUGUGUCUCACGGCGCCACAGGAAAGGGAAAUGACCAGGUCCGGUUUGAGCUCACCUGCUAUUCACUGGCCCCUCAGAUUAAGGUCAUCGCUCCCUGGCGGAUGCCUGAGUUCUACAACCGGUUCCAGGGCCGCAAUGACCUGAUGGAGUAUGCGAAGCAACACGGAAUCCCCAUCCCGGUCACCCCCAAGAACCCGUGGAGCAUGGACGAGAACCUUAUGCACAUCAGCUACGAGGCUGGAAUCCUGGAGAACCCCAAGAACCAAGCGCCUCCAGGCCUCUACACAAAGACCCAGGACCCCGCCAAAGCCCCCAACAGCCCUGACAUCCUUGAGAUCGAGUUCAAGAAAGGGGUCCCCGUGAAGGUGACCAACGUCAAAGACGGCACCACCCACCGCACGUCCCUGGAGCUCUUCAUGUACCUGAAUGAAGUCGCGGGCAAGCACGGCGUGGGCCGCAUCGACAUCGUGGAGAACCGCUUCAUCGGGAUGAAGUCCCGAGGUAUCUACGAGACCCCAGCAGGGACGAUCCUUUACCAUGCUCAUUUAGACAUCGAGGCCUUCACCAUGGAUCGGGAAGUGCGCAAAAUCAAACAGGGCCUGGGCUUGAAAUUCGCCGAGCUGGUGUAUACGGGUUUCUGGCACAGCCCUGAGUGUGAAUUCGUCCGCCACUGCAUCGCCAAGUCCCAGGAGCGCGUGGAAGGGAGAGUGCAGGUGUCUGUCUUCAAGGGCCAAGUGUAUAUCCUCAGCCGGGAGUCCCCACUGUCCCUCUACAACGAGGAGCUGGUGAGCAUGAACGUGCAGGGCGAUUAUGAGCCCAUCGAUGCCACCGGCUUCAUCAAUAUCAACUCCCUCAGCUGUGACUCCAGAAACAGGCCCAGAGCAGUUAAGUAACCUGCCCACAGUCACACAGCUAGGAAGCCAUAUUGCUGAGUCCAGAAGGUGUGUCUGUCCAGCUCUGGGUGCUUAGCCACCAACUUCCUUCUCUCGGGACUUGGCGUUGGGUAGAAGGCACGAGUCUCUCUUGUCUCCCUGACACAUGCACUGGGCACAGAGCCACCAUUUUCCCCCAAAGCCAGGCUCUUGUCCCUGGUGCCGAGACCGAGGGAGACGCUGAAUCCAGCCUGACCUUCCCGGGCGCUCUCCGCUCCGACAAUCACCUCCGCCAACCCGCCUCCUUCGCCCUCUGUAUUUUAUGACUAUAAACCCUUUUUCAAUGGCUCCAAACACAUCGGGUUUUCAUAAUGGCCUCUUCAUCUCUCCCAUUGCCAGUUAAAUGCUUUGUCUUCAACAAUGCCAAGCAAUGUUUUCCCCCAAAGAUAAAUUAAUUACAUUAUCCUGAUUGGAGGGCAGGAGGGGCGGGGAGCAGGAGUGGGAACAGAGGGGGGGAAAAAAAGACAACUUCACACACACGCACAUCUUAACAAGCAGCUGCCCCCCGCCACCCGGGUUGGGCCCGAAUUAAUUGAACCGAGUGCAUGUUGUUAUUGUUAAUUUACAUUUUUCUUUGUUUUGAAUCUGGUUUACAGGCUGAAGGAAUAUCAUCGCCUCCAGAGCAAGGUCACUGCCAAAUAGACCGGUUGACAAUGAGGAGCUGGGCCGCCUCCUUUGCCCAUCU